AUGUUGAACAUGUCAACCAAAGAUUUGAUGAUGGAAUCCAACAAGAUUCAAAAUCGAAGAUUUAGUGAUGCAUCCACGUCAUCUAACUCGUCAUCUGAUGACAUGGACCUCCAACCACAACCAAUCGCUGAAAGCCGUCGUCGUGAUAGUCUUAUUGAGCAAUUCCGCGAUUUUCUGAGCCGUUCCGUUGAUUUCAGCUUCAAAAUCGAUAAUCCGUUUGAGAAGGAAAUGUACUAA
Messenger RNA from Caenorhabditis briggsae, 237 nucleotides. NCBI's taxonomy places the organism in Eukaryota, Metazoa, Nematoda, Chromadorea, Rhabditida, Rhabditidae. The record is from RefSeq and is a predicted model, not a curated record. Bases 1 to 237 code for a protein of 78 amino acids. The transcript has 2 exons.